This is a messenger RNA of Hydractinia symbiolongicarpus, 4765 nucleotides long. RefSeq lists its product as uncharacterized. Lineage: Eukaryota; Metazoa; Cnidaria; Hydrozoa; Anthoathecata; Hydractiniidae. The transcript has 17 exons. Gene Ontology annotation, cellular component: membrane. Gene Ontology annotation, molecular function: transmembrane transporter activity; protein binding. Bases 119 to 4765 code for a protein of 1548 amino acids. Gene Ontology annotation, biological process: transmembrane transport. The record is from RefSeq and is a predicted model, not a curated record.
UUUAAAAUGUUCUGCGAUAAAAUUAUUGUAUCGACAUUUAAGCAUUAAAUCCUUUAGUCAAAAUGUAUAUUAUAAUAUUAAAAUUUAGGAUGGAUAGUUAUAAAGUUCGAUUUCAAAUAUGACAUUCUCAAGUUUACCAAAACGAAAAUUGAAGCGGUACAAACAUUUGAAGAUACGCAAAAAACGCAACCAACUUCGAAUCAUGGCGGAAACUGAAUACGAGGCAUGCUCGCAGAACGAUUCGAUAACUUGCAUGAAUGUCACUGAAAUAUCUUUUAUCCUAAACGAUUCUAACGAAGCACAUAAUCCACCUAUUAAAGAGAACUACACAGUCAUGAUGGUGGCAGAGACGGAUUUUUACAUAGCCAAUCCAAGUAGCCAUGACAACCAAAUCGAGUUCGAUUGCGACAGAGAGUCGAGAAAAAACGGCAGUCAACCAACCAGUCCGACGGCAAAGGAUUUUGACAAUCCGACGUUUCAAAAAGACGAUUCCAACGACACGUCGUCGGCAGUGUCGGCGAAAUCUACAAGUUCUGAUUCGUUUUAUAACACAAAUUACAGAUAUGGAUGGUUAUGGUUAGAUUCAAAAUUUUUACAAAGGUUUAACAAGCCGAUAUACUUUUUAGUUACCAUGGUUUUAGCCGGCAUCACACAAGGACUUGUCGUAACUGGAGUCGGAUUUACCGUGAUAACUUCGAUAGAAAAACAAUUUGGUUUUAAAAGUACGGAAGUGGGUUUGUUUGGAACAGCUUACGAUACAGCUUAUGGUAUAUGCUGCGUGUUUGUAGGCUAUAUUGGUCAUGUGCAUAAACCACGCUGGCUAGGUUUUGGUUUAUUACUUAUGGCAACUGGUGCAUUAGUGACUUCGACGCCUAAGUUUAUUAUUGGUUCUUAUAACGUUGGUUUUGAGCGUUUUAGCGACUUCUGUCAUUUAAGCAACACAACAGCCGGCGAUACGAAAUGCGAAUCGUCUUCCGAAUGGUAUUAUAUGUUUUUGUUUAUACUCGGGAAUAUUUUAAUGGGUAUUGGAGCGACGCCGCUGUACACACUUGGACCUGCACAUAUCGAUGAAAUAACAGAACGAGGACAAGGGAGUUUAUAUUUAGGUGUUUACUAUGCAGCGGCCGCUGUUGGUCCAGCGUUGGGCUUUAUCAUUGGCAUGCCGAUUUUGGAUACAUGGGUUGAUGUAACGCAGCCUGAAGGCUCGUCACUGGAACCUACCGAUCGCAACUGGGUGGGAGCAUGGUGGAUAGGCUAUUUGGUAGCUGCCUUUAUCUUGUUAAUCCCUGUCAUCCCAAUGCUGGGCUUUCCUAGACUCUUUCCAAACACACAGGCUGUUCGCGAGCGGAAGAAGGAACUCGAAGAUACUGUCGAAGUUGAUAAGAAUUUGAAUCAUGACUUUAAGUCAGUAUGGCCGGCAACACUGGCGUUGUUGAAAAAUCCCACGUAUUUAUGUAUCUGUUUGGCUAUAUCUUCUGAAAGUUUAGCAAUUGGUGGCUUCUCAACUUUCAUUCCAAAGUUUAUAGAAACACAGUUUCAUUUCACUGCAUCCAAUUCGGCCUUGUACACAGGAUUGAUAGUUAUACCAGGAGCUGCAGGUGGCAUAUUUCUUGGGGGCUAUCUAUCUAAACGAUUUGGUUGGACUUGCAAGCAAACUUUAAAAGCAGCAACGGUGAUGGCGUUUGUGGCUGCGUUGUGUGUAUCUGCAGCUUUGGUUGGCUGUGAAGGAAGAAAGGUUGUAGGGGCUGAAGGACAACACUAUUAUAACAGUACUGGAGAUGUCAGCCUGUCAAGUGCUUGUAAUAGUCACUGUCAAUGCAGCACGCAAUAUUAUAAACCAGUGUGUUCUGUGGAAGAUCAGAAAACGUAUUUUUCUCCUUGUCAUGCAGGAUGUGCGAAAGAACAUCAAGUUGGAGACUCUUUCUACAAUUGCAGUUGUUUACCACCUGAAGUCACGCAUGCUGUUGAUGGGCGAUGUAAACCUGAAUGUAAACUCUUCCCUAUCUUCGUCCUCGCUGCUUUUCUCCUCAUGUUCUUCACCUUCAUGAAUAACGUACCAAUGUUGAAUGCUACUUUCAGAGUGGUUCCGGAGGGGCAAGGGUCGUUUGCCAUGGGUUUCCAGCAGGUGUUUGUGCGCUUUCUUGGCUUCAUACCAGCUCCGACAAUGUUCGGAAAGCUAAUCGAUGAAAGUUGUGACUUGUGGCAUGUUGAUGAAUGUAGCGGAGAUACGACAAGUUGUUUGGAAUACGAUAACGCCGAUUUCAGAUAUUACAUGUUUGCGCUUGGUGUUAUUACCAAAUUCCUUUCUUUCAUAUUCAUUUUUCUGGCGUACAAGUUUUACCGGCUACCGGCAAAUCGCAAAAUAGAAGUGGACGCUGAAAAACAAAACAAUGGUAACGUGUACAAUAUGAAAGAAAUGGCUGGUGAUAAUAUUGCAAAUUCCGCACCUGUGAAUAAAGAUGGUAGCUCAUCGGACGCAGUGAAGGUGUUGAGUUUUGUUCUUCGUUGCGAUGUCUUGUUACUGUUUUCGCUAUUCGCAUUUUUUUCAAACAACGCUUCUUUAAACAACCUUUGCUUAAACGAUAGGGGCGGACAAUUUCAGUUUUUUUUUCUUGAUGCGAAUGAUAGUGAGAUGAUUCUGAGAGACAAAAACAUUGAUAUGAUUUACUUGGGACAUAGCGUGUCUAGUAGUGGAAGAUUAUCAAACCCUGUUUUGAAUCAUUUAAGCAGCACUAAGUCGGCGUGGUCACGUCUUACCCUCUUAAAUGAUAUAAGAACUAUGUUUGUUCAGUACACGACCUUUGCAAUUACUCGCACUUUGGGUGAAUCUGCUUAUGUAAAUGUUCCGAGUGUGAAAUACAGUUUUAUGUUGAUCACAGGACACAUCACAGGGCACAGCGGUUAUCAUGCUAACGUUUAUUGUUCGCGCAAUGACGACAAAAUAGAGAAUCUGACUUUAUCAAUAAUCCAUUGGGUUGUCUCGUCAACAGUCAUGUGGACAAGUUUCUAUACAGUCAUGGCUAACAAGAAAAGUUAUCAGAAGAGAAGAUCAAGGAAGAGAAAAGGUUUUAAUGGUGCAAAUGUUACAGCCAGCAAUACAACAUUAAACGGAACAUCUUCAGAACCAAUCCAAGAACUCACCGAACCUGAACCGUCAACACAAACUGGAGCAUCAGCUGCCAAAUUAGAUUGUAGUACUACCUCAGAAACAAUUGAGAAAGAGUUUGUUGCUAACUGUUACAUUAUAAUAGAGAGUGACUUGUUAAUGUCUUUGAUUUUUAUGAUAGGAAGAUGCCCAGACUGUGCAGCUUCUAGUGUGAUAAACCAGAUCCAGUUAAUGGCAGAAAAGGUUAUGACAUUAAUAGAAGGAUUUCGUGAGAAUGGUAUUGGUUUCAGCGGCAUCGAAAAAUUUUGCAGAUGCAUGAUUAUGCCACAACCAAUGACAAAAUCAACAUUUGAAAACAUUAAUUCAUUGGUCCACAAUGCUUAUGUACAGACUUCACAUGAGUCCAUGGCUACAGCAGCAAAAGAAGUGCAUGAGAAAACAAAAAGAAAUGACCCAAGUAGUGUUGAUAAAGAGGAUAUCGCUAAUAUAGCUGUCAGCGGUGAUGGCGCCUGGCAAAAGCGCGGAUUUUCAUCCCUUAAUGGGGUAAUGACAUUGAUCGCAGAUGGAAAGUGUAUUGACACUGAGGUUAUGUCGAAAAAGUGUAAAGAGUGUGAUGUUUGGGAAAAGACAAAUGACACCCAUUCUGAGAAGCAUAAAGAGUGGAAAGAAAAUCAUGCUGCGUUUUGCUCUAUCAACCAUAGAGGCAGUUCUGGUGCCAUGGAGAUUACCGGCUUGAAACGUAUUUACCAUCGCUCUGUGAAAACUCACAAACUCCGAUACACUUUUUACAUUGGAGACGGAGACACAAAAUCUUUUGUGGAACUUUGUAGUACAAAUCCCUACCCAGGACACAGCUUGAACAAAGGUGAAUGUAUCGGGCAUGUACAGAAACGUGUCGGAACCAGAUUGCGAAAAAUUAAAACUGACCACAAGGGUGUAAAGCUUUCAGAUGGAAAAGGCAUUGGCAGAGGAAAGGGAAGACUCACAGACAAGAUCAUGAAUACACUUCAAAACCAUUAUGGAAUGGCUAUUAGACAGAACACUGAUAAUCUUUAUGCUAUGCGUAAAUCUGUUGCUGCUGUCCUUUUUCAUUCGACAAAUGAACCUGAUGAAGAAAAGCGUCACAUGUACUGUCCCCGAACUGAGAACUCUUGGUGUAAAUAUCAAAGGGAUAAGAUAACUGGUGAAUCUACUUACAAAGGGCAUUUAAACAUUGAUAAAGUUGUCUCAGACCUCAUUGCACCUGUAUUUUCAAGCAAAGACCUUGGAAGUGAGGAUCUACUUAAGAAAUGCCUUCAUGGUCAAACACAAAACGUAAAUGAGUCUCUCAACAAUGUCAUCUGGUCAAGAUGCCCUAAAAGAGUUUAUGUUGGAAAUGCUGUUUUCAAAACAGCAGUAGCAUCUGCAGUAAUAGCAUAUAACAAUGGAGAAACAGGACUGUUACCAGUAUAUUCCAAACUUGGUUUAGAACCUGGUUAUUAUACCGAAACUGGUUUUCGUAAAGCUAACACAAAACGUGUGAAAGAGUCAAACCGCAAGUCUACUGACAGAGUUAAAAAUGACAGAAAAAGGCAGAGAGCUGCCAGAAAAGGUUAUGAAGAUAAGAAUUUGCUUGAGGAAGGGGAAACAUAUGGAUAUGGUGCUUUUGUUGGACUUUAA